AGACAAGCAGAGAGAGACCGCAGACAUGGGUUUGAGAGCCAAGAAAGCGAAGAAACAAUUGGUAUAUUCCCAAGAAACAAACAGAAAAUGGAAACGACGACAACGAAAAUAACGAAAACCAAAACAAGAACAGGCGCCGGUUCUUCUUUUACUGCUGCCCUUCCUUCUUUGUCUCAACAAUAGCAUCUCUACAAACAGAAGAAGAUUUUGGUUAUAUAUAUAAUUAUUAUAUUCCUUGAAGAACCCAGAAGCACAGCUAGGAGGGAGAAACAAAGGGAGAGAGAGAGAGGAAGAACGAGGCUUUAAAGAGGGAAAACUUUCUGAAUCCCUCUCAUAUGGAACAGCUUGUUAACUUAAUAAUUCGGCCACCCAGAGCUGAAUACCAUCCAGACCAUGAUUUGUUGGAUCAAGAAUUCAUGCUGAAAGGGAAAUGGUACCAAAGAAAGGAGGUAGAGGUUAAAAACAGUCGGGGAGAUGUUCUACAAUGUAGUCACUAUGUACCCAUUGUUAGUCCUGAAGGAAAGUCUCUGCCUUGUGUUAUAUACUGUCAUGGAAACAGUGGUUGCAGGGCUGAUGCUAGUGAAGCUGCUAUAAUAUUGCUGCCUUCAAAUAUUACAGUUUUCACCCUUGAUUUCUCUGGAUCUGGACUUUCUGGAGGUGAGCAUGUCACUUUAGGGUGGAAAGAAAAGGAUGAUCUGAAAGCUGUGGUAGAUUAUUUGAGGGCAGAUGGAAAUGUCUCUUUGAUUGGCUUAUGGGGCCGUUCAAUGGGUGCUGUCACUAGCCUAUUGUAUGGAGCUGAGGAUCCUUCAAUUGCAGGGAUGGUUCUUGAUAGUCCUUUCUCUGAUUUGGUUGACCUGAUGAUGGAACUUGUGGAUACCUAUAAGAUCUGGUUACCGAAAUUCACUGUGAAGUUUGCAAUCCAAAUCGUGCAAAAAGCUGUCCAGAAAAAAGUGAACUUUGACAUAACAGAGCUGAAUAUUAUGAAGGUGGCAAAGUCUUGCUUUGUUCCAGCUUUAUUUGGGCAUGCGGUUGAAGAUGAUUUUAUACAACCUCAUCACUCAGAUCGUAUAUAUGAUGUUUAUGUGGGAGACAAGAAUAUUAUUAAAUUUGAGGGUGAUCACAACUCUCCACGCCCACAAUUUUACUUUGAUUCUAUCAAUAUUUUUUUCCAUACUGUCUUGCAACCACCAAAGGAUGAGGUGGUGACAACACUUUUUGGUGCAACGCAGGAUUACAUCAGUAAGGGUAGUUGGAACACCUUGCAAGAAUUCGAAUAUUACCCAGGAACUUCAACGACAUCUAGAGUUCUGGAACCAGUGGCAAGCAGCACAGUAGAUUCUAUAAAGCAAAUGAGCCAGACCAAGCUCCCUUCUGAUAUAUCAGCCCAAGAUAGCCAUGCCGAAGCUGAGGACGAAGAAAAUGAUGAUAAUCAUUGCCCAUCAUCGUCCAAUAUGUUUAGCUUCAACUUGUCCAAUGGUCAUCCAUAUGGCCCUCAUGUCCCAACAACAAUGGAUGAUGAUGAUGACGAAGAAUAUGUGGAAUAUGGACUUGAAGACUUGGCAGGUUUCCCAAGCAACACAGAGGAGGAAGAAAGGAUGUUCGUGGAAGCUGUGAUUAUAUCAUUAAAGGAGUUGGUGACCCGGCAUCCCCAAGCAGGAGAACAACCAACCUCUGCAGCCACUGAUUUCCCCAAGUCUUUACAAAAAGGUGCCCUGAAUGAUUUCUCCAUUACAGAAGAUUGGGUAUCUUCAGAGACACAAACUGAUUUCGUUUCAGCAGGAGAAUUAAAGCCUGUAAAGACACAGCCCACUUCUACUACAGUAUUAAGUGGCUGUAAUUUAGCUCCCCAGGACCUGUCCCCUGAUACUAUCAUUUCACCAGGUGGGCUUGCAUUUGAUACCCCUCCAUCUGCCAUGGAAACACCAAGCACUGGAACUUCUGUUUGCAGUGAUUGUACUUUGGCAAACAAGGCAUCCGAUGCUAACGUGUCGAGUAAUACGAAAGUCACAUUUACGGUAGAAAGAAACCCGGCUGGGCACAUAAUGAAUGGUUUGGUGCGACGCUGGAAUCUCAACAUUUUUCGAAACAGUCUAUAGAAGUCAUAAUGAUGUUUUUGUAAAAUCAGUAAGAUGAUGUGUUGUUUUGUAACCAAGAUAGUUUCAGGGAUUGUACCAAUGUAAAAUGAUUGAUUUUAAAAAAAAAAAGGGUCCUGUGAAUGUGUUUAAAAACUUAGUUACAGUGGUUUUUUCUCCACAGUUGAAAAAGGGUGCAAUGAUUAUUUUUGACACCCUCGUUGAGGGCAACAAUCUUUCAACGUUUGAAUUGAUUCAAACUGAAUUUAAGUUGAGUAUUAUUUUGAUAA
This is a messenger RNA of Mangifera indica (mango), 2362 nucleotides long. RefSeq lists its product as uncharacterized. The record is from RefSeq and is a predicted model, not a curated record. The transcript has 14 exons. Lineage: Eukaryota; Viridiplantae; Streptophyta; Magnoliopsida; Sapindales; Anacardiaceae. The coding region runs from base 336 to 2096 and encodes 586 amino acids.